Trypanosoma theileri is the source of this 303-nucleotide messenger RNA. RefSeq lists its product as uncharacterized. The transcript has a single exon. NCBI's taxonomy places the organism in Eukaryota, Euglenozoa, Kinetoplastea, Trypanosomatida, Trypanosomatidae. The record is from RefSeq and is a predicted model, not a curated record. Bases 1 to 303 code for a protein of 100 amino acids.
AUGCGUACAUAUUAUCAUUACAAGCGGUCUAUUCCAUUUUGUUGCUUUACUGUGCAGUUGCCGAUUCUCUCUCUCUCUUUUCCACUGUUACUAUUUCUGCAUCCAUUUUCUAUGUGUGUCUCUUUCUCUCUCUUCCUUAUUCUUUUACUUUUUAACACUCCGUACAUUAGACCUGUGAACUCAAGUGACAAGGAAGACAACAACAAGAAGAGUGACACUACUAAUAACAAGGAUGACAGACCCAUGUUAACUAAUCCCACUGCUGCUGGUGUUGGUGGUUGUCUGUGUCUGAAGUUAUUGUAA